Messenger RNA from Bombina bombina (fire-bellied toad), 2786 nucleotides. RefSeq names its product RNA exonuclease 5 (gene REXO5). NCBI's taxonomy places the organism in Eukaryota, Metazoa, Chordata, Amphibia, Anura, Bombinatoridae. Gene Ontology annotation, molecular function: exonuclease activity; RNA binding. Gene Ontology annotation, cellular component: nucleus. The coding region runs from base 134 to 2473 and encodes 779 amino acids. The transcript is spliced from 20 exons. The record is from RefSeq and is a predicted model, not a curated record.
CAAAGAACUUGUAAAGUGUUCGAGGUGACGGUAAUCGAUUAGAUCGGCUUGGAUUGGCAUUGGUUGGCUGUAAUGGCAGUAAUGUGCUACCGGUAGCGCUUGGGGACCUGCUGUUGUGAAGUCCUGGUGGAGAAUGUCUAAAGGAAAAUCUAUUUUAUAUGGAAAGCAACCAAGCAGCGGUGAAACAAAUGAGAUCAAAUCAAAGAAGAAAAGACAGGAUUCUGACAUUAGACAAGAAAUAAUAAGCUCAGAUCUACAGAAACUUAAGAAGGCACCAAGACUAUCUCCAGCAUUGUUUCAGGAUAAUUGUGAAAUUCAUCACAGCCAGAUCCAUGAACUCCUUAAAUACGCAGCACUAGGAAAGAGACAUAACGUAGCUCAGGCCAGCUGGUGUCAUAUCCUACACCAAAAGCGUCUAAGUGGUGUUUUCGUGGUUGUUCUGCAGGACCUCAGCCAGCUCCAUUUUUACAGAUAUUAUUUAUAUCUUCGCAGACUCAGAAGGCGCUUCAGACAUCGAUUUGUUUUGUCACCGUCUCCUUGUGAUUUGAUGGCAUCGUUAUUUGGUAUCUCAGACACAAAAGAGUUAAAUCCGCAUAAUUUGCCAAAAAACAUAAAAGAUUCCCCUGAUGUGGCGAUGGCUGAACAAUCACCAGCUAAAUACAAACGCACGCUGGACCCUGUUAUUGAUAAGUAUGGGACAGAAAAGUGCGGCCUUACCAGGUAUCUGCUGACUGAAGAGGAGAUAAGAACAAAUGAUUAUCCUUUAGCAGGAUCAUUGGAUUCAGCAAACUGUGUGCCCACUGGUUUCUCGGGGGAGGUAACUGACAGCAGCCCGCUUUUUGGCCUGGACUGUGAAAUGUGCCUGACAGAUAAAGGAAGUGAGCUUACCCGAAUCUCAUUGGUAGAUGCCAGCGGCCGCUGUAUCAUGGACGAGCUGGUGAAGCCGGAUAAUCCCAUACAGAAUUACAUGACCAGAUUCUCUGGGAUUACAAAGAAGCUUCUAAAUCCAGUCAAAACCAAACUGAAGGAAGUUCAAGAUAAGAUCAAGACCCUUCUGCCCCCCGACGCUGUCCUGGUCGGCCACUCGUUAAACAACGACUUGUGGGCUUUGCAGAUGAUCCAUAUGAAUGUUAUUGACACAGCUUUGCUUUAUGCCAGAGAAUUUGAAAGGAAGUUUAGACUAAAAUUCCUGACUGAAGCGGUUUUAGGGAGAGAAAUUCAAUGUGAAAAUGUCAUUGGACAUGACCCGGCAGAGGAUGCAAAAGCUGCACUAGAUUUGGCUCGGUACUUUAUUGACCAGGGACCCAAGAAGGUGGCGCAGCUUAAUCUGCAGAGGGUUCUUAGAAAAAAUAACAAACCUAAUAAAUGUAACGGCUCCGUGACCGCUGCAGAGGAAAUCCCCGUCUUACAGCAGAAUGGACAUGUUCAUCCGUUGGAAACUAUUUUAAAGGAACAUGAAAUGGAUACGCAGCUCAGUCUUGCAGAAUCAUUGCUUAGCGCUGGUAGGAAGGUCACGUAUGUGGCCAGAAAAUACGCCGGAAAGGACAAUGUACCUGAGAAUGUAUUUGACACCAUUCUUUGUUCUUCUGAAGAUGAGGUUCUGGAGAGAGCUUGCAGUAUCCUUAAUCCAUCAGCACUCAGUGUUGUUCAUUUCCGUCCUGAGAACAUUUACAAUAAAUGCACUGAGCUUACAGGAAAGAUUAGAAUGAAGUUUGCAGAGAUGAUGACCGUGUUUGCCGGCCCGUUUAAAAAAGACAUUUGUAUGUACUCUGUGCGAAGAGCAUUCCGAUCCUGCGGUCCCAUUCAUUCGAUGGUGAUUUUAGAAGAGACGCAUCAGCCCUAUAUACGUAUACAAUACGGUGUACUAGAGGCGGCUCAUCUUGCUGUAGAAGUUUUAAAUGGAUCUUGUAUUGAUGGAUGUUAUAUAAAGGUCGAAAAGCUGGUAACAGAGAGAACGUUCGAUUCAGACAAUCUGAUAAAGGAGAUGGAAGAGGAUUUGGAAAAUGAAGACAUUAUUUAUGUGUCUGGAUUUAAAAAACCCCUUACAGAAGAAAUCCUUCAAGAACAGUUCAGCCAUUUGAAAGAUAUAAAGGCUAUAUUUGUUCCCACCAACCCUAGCAAAGGAAAACGUGCAAAAUAUUGCUAUUUAAAAUUCCACAAUCCACAGAGUGCUCUGACUGCGACUGAUUACAUCAGGGCACACACCGUUCUAUUGAGUCGCAAAGCUCUCACAGCGAACCACUUACAUCGCUGGUUACAGACAGCGGACACCUCUCUAGCCCACCAGCCGGACCAGGAGAUUCAUCCCAAGGAAGAAGAGCAGAUUGCUGUAAUAAAACAUUUGGAUAGGAAGAUUAAACAGCUUUACGAGAGUCUUCAAGGAAAUACCUUGUGCCUUAUCCUUUUCCCUGGUAAAAACAGUGACACUGCAGAACUUCCUGGACUCGGCCUGAUGGGAAUAAAAUCUGAAUAAAGUUAUGGCUAAUCAAUUCAUAUUUUAGAACUAUUUUUAAAAUAAAAAAAAAAUAAACAUCUUCUACAAACUACUGGGAAUUGAUGUAAGUUAAUAAUAAUAAUUAUGUGUCUUAACCCUUUAAAAUGAAUCUGCUGAUCUUGCCUAACUGCUUCAGGGUUGCUGAUGUUAAUUCGGUUUUUGGAGCGUAAACCCAAAUUGAUUUUUUUAAAGAUGUUUAUCACCAAGUGCCUAUUGUACCUGUGAUGUUUUUCUAUUGUCCCUUUAAAUAAAAAAAUAUAGUUUUUCUUUUAAAACUAUAAUAAAACUUUAA